Patiria miniata (bat star) is the source of this 3281-nucleotide messenger RNA. Its product is annotated as gamma-butyrobetaine dioxygenase-like. The coding region runs from base 211 to 1404 and encodes 397 amino acids. Lineage: Eukaryota; Metazoa; Echinodermata; Asteroidea; Valvatida; Asterinidae. The transcript is spliced from 7 exons. The record is from RefSeq and is a predicted model, not a curated record. Gene Ontology annotation, molecular function: gamma-butyrobetaine dioxygenase activity. Gene Ontology annotation, cellular component: mitochondrion. Gene Ontology annotation, biological process: carnitine biosynthetic process.
UACAUAUGUAUUGUACACGCGUGCGUGCACAUGUUAGCAAAGACUUUCGCAUAACUGUUUAGAUAGCAUAUCAUAGUCGGUAGAGCAUCCCGCCCCGGGGAAACAUCACAUGAUCACACCCAUGAUCACACCAACUUAGAGAGAAGACAGCGAGAAGAAAUCACGGUCUUAGAGGUGGGAGGAAAAGCCCGGAAGGGAAAGUCCACGGACAUGACGGAAACAGCAAACGGUGAAGCACAACCUCGCCUCCUCAAAGUUACCAGAGACGACCAAGCGAAAUGGUAUGUGGCGGACUUGAGUGACUACUACUCGGGGAAGUAUCCGUACGUUUGGCUGAGGGACAACUGCCAGUGCAGCCAAUGCUACAACAAGGAAUGUCUACAACGGGAGACGCUCACGGCAGAUAUGGACCCCGAGGUUCUGCCGGCCAGCGAGUCGGUUGUGGAUGAUGGGCGGGCGUUAGAGGUUGUCUGGCCCGAUCAGCACCGCAGCAGCUACCGCGCUGACUGGCUGGACUGCCAGCGUUUCUCGGAGUCCCAGAUUGACCCCAUCAGCCAUCCGGAGUACCAGGUAUGGGGAGCAGAGAUGAACGGCAACAUCCCCACGUUUGACUACGCCUCAAUUCUGAGCACCGAUAAAGUGUUGUACGAGUGGCUGAGGGUCCUUCAGACAACCGGGAUAGCACUGGUGCAACGGGCUCCCAAGGAGAAAGGCGUCUGCCGUCAAUUGGCUGAGAGGGUUGCAUUCUUCAGGAGGACAAUUUACGGAGAGGAGUGGCAGGUGGAGAGCAAACCUAACGUCAGUAGUUUGGGUUAUACCUCCAAGUACCUUGUCCUCCACACGGACUUGCCAUACUACAUCAGCCCUCCUGAGGUUCAGCUUCUUCAUUGCAUCGAGCAAGCCAAGGGAAAAGGUGGGGAGAACCAGUUCGUUGACGGCUGGAACAUUGUCAGACAGUUAAAGGCCGAACACCCAGAGGCGUACAAACUGCUGAGCGGCGUGCCGAUAGACUACAAGAACGCGGCCACAGACCAAUACCCGUUCCACAUGAAGGCCAGCCGACCAAUCAUCGACUACGAUCUUCGAGGAGAACUCUGCAUGCGUUAUAAUGACCCGAUUCGCGCUCCAUACAUGCUGAUGCCAGUGGAAAAAGUAACAGAGAUGUACAAGGCCAUUAAGCUGUUCAAUCAAGUUAUCUACCGCCCCCAGAAUUUGGUGCACCAUCGCUUGACCGAAGGUGAGAUGGUCACAUUUAACAACCGACGGCUGUUGCAUGGACGUAGCUCUUUUGAAGUGCAGGCUGGCAGUAGUCGUCUGUUAGAGGGCGGUUACAUCGACUGGGAUGAGGUUCGUUCACGCACGCGCGUCUUGAGGGAAAAACUGUACGGCAUCAAACGACUUUAAGGUUCGACAAAGUAGUUGUGUUUCCCCAUCACCAAAAUUAACAAAAGAAGUCCGAGUUGCUUAUUUUGAUCAUACUUUUGCCGAUUGAUUAAUUUGUGCAAAAAGACAGAGUUGUAAUUAACUCAUCAAUUGUAAAUACCAUCCAUUUAGCCCCGCCCACAGAGCACCUUGGCCACGAUACAUGCGCUUCUUAAAGAUACAGUCAAUCAUUUGUAAUUUGUGCAUUUUGUUCGUUUGAAGCAACAAACGUGCUUAUAAGGGUGCUGAACAACUAACCUGAUGAAGUUUCAGCUCAGCUUCAGCUGUAUAUAUCGUGAAAAACAGCAUUCUUGGAUCUCGAUUUCAAAUCAAAAGUUGCUGAAUCAUGUUUUGAAUUGUGCCUGAAUUCAGCGUCCGAGACACGAUGUCGCGCAUCGCAGCGAUCUGACGCGCAUCGCAGCGAUCCGACGAAUUAUAGCAACUUACUAUCUUUCAACCAAGUAUGUUUUUCAACAAUAAUUACGUCAGUUACUUUUUGGAUAGCUGCAAAUGAUGGACUGUAGCUUUAAAACCACAAUGCAAAUCCGGUUCUUUAGUGUUACGUCAGUUCAGUUUAAACCACGCCCACUGGCCACUAUGCAUCGGAUCCAUUGGAACCGGAAGCUAACGCAAAUUGAGUGUUUAUCCAAGGGCGCUAAUAUUUAUGGUGCGCGUGUGUGUGGGACGUUUUUACUAACCAUGGUGAUUGGUCUAAACAUCAUAUAGGGCGUGGCGUAAUUGAUCGGUCUUUUCUAUCCGAACUUGAGAAAUGGGAUGAAAUGAAAUGUGGCAAAGGAUUUCCACUGUCAUUGAUCGUUAUAUUGCCCCACUGAUGUCAUUUUUGUGUACGUGUACCAACGGGCCGGGUCUUGAAUUUUUUUCCCCAAACGACAAUAUCAAAAGAGGGCGCUGUCUCUGCGUUCUGCAUAUUCAUGAUGGCCAAGGCUUUUGAGAUAUUAAAGUUAUAUAACAGAGAAUAAUGGGGUUUAAAUCACCGACGAUUGGCGGCUGAUUCGUGGACUGGUUGGAAGUAGUCCUGACUUCUAAUCCGGUGAUCCGAGUUCGAAUCCCUGUGAGCGUUUUUCUCAUCUCAUUUUACCUUUUAAAUAACUAGUGAGGAAGGAAUAUUUCUCACAAGACGAAAAGCCUAUCUUGGGUUUGUGUGGUGGAGAGCAAGGCAUUAGAUAUACACGCAGUGGACCAAUCAGGAGAUGGGAAGCGGAUGUCGUUUGGGAAACAAAGAUUCGCGGCCAGGUCUGCAACAGAGAACAUUCUGAGUCUGCUGGUUUGACCAAUUGAAGCACAAAUAAUAUAAUAAAAAUAAUAUAUAAUUCUGCAUAUCUUUCAAUAUUUUUUUAUUCGAAUCUAUUUUGGGAAAUGCAAGAAUAAAACUAUUAUGCGUAUGAUAUGAAUACUAAAAUCCUUUUUAUAUUGACAGCAUAGGCCCAGAUGUGAAAAAAUCAUAGUUUUAUCGAACAGUUUUUGCAUUUACAUGUAGUGUAAUGUAGAUUAAAUGGAAUUAGAAAAUAUAAGUGUAAUAAUCUACCAACCAUUAAAUACCUCAACUAUGUGAUAUCGUUGGUUUUAUAUUUGUAAUAUAAUAAUAAUCACUUUAAAAUGUUAAGGGCGCGUGCUUUAUUAAUAACUGUCAGAAUUUGUCAAUCGACGCGUUUAACUGAACACUCUAAUUAAUACAUUUUUAUCAGAUAUUUGUUUGGUUUUGACCAUUCAGGGAUUUUUGUCGUUGAGAUUUUUUAAUUGAGUUAAAGAUUGAGAUGUAUUUGAUACCAGGUGCCACAGCAAUAAGGCUGGAAUUGAACAAUUAAAGGACAUGUAUAACAUGAUACAAUAUAGUCAUA